Molecule: messenger RNA, 1665 nt
Organism: Insectozyma verbasci
Lineage: Eukaryota; Fungi; Ascomycota; Pichiomycetes; Serinales; Debaryomycetaceae
Source: the annotation of a GenBank genome assembly
AUGGAGAUCACUCCUGUUAACAUAAGAGAAUCUAGAUCCAGAUCUAGAUCAAGAUCAAGAACAAGAAACUCGACUGCUAAUUCACGAUCAACUAGCAGCACUCGAAGACCUAGUUUAGGCUCAAAAAAAUCAUUAAGUUCUUCAUCAAUUAAUAAAAUUACAAUUAUACCAACUCAAAUAGAUAAUGAAAGAUCAAUACCAUCGGUUCAAGUGUUUUUAGAUAAUACAUUACCUACAGAAUUCUUUAAACAAGAUAUUUUAGCAUUAACAAAAACAUUAAAAAUUAGUAAAUGGCAUAAAAAACAAUUGAAUAUUCAAAAUUUAAUAAUUAAUAGAAUUAGUGGAGCAUUAACAAAUUCAAUUUAUAAAAUUGAAUAUCAUGAUUCAGCUCAAAAUUUAUAUUUACCUGCAUUAUUAUUACGAGUUUAUGGUAGAAAUGUAGAUGAAUUAAUUGAUAGAGAUAACGAAUUACAGAUUCUAGUUAAAUUAUCACAAAAAAGAAUUGGACCUAGAUUAUUAGGAAUUUUUACAAAUGGUAGAUUUGAACAGUUUUUAGAUGGUUUUACAACUUUAAAUAAAUCGCAAAUUAGAGAUGAAAUUAUUUCUCAAAUGUUAGGUAGAAGAAUGAAAGAUUUACAUUAUAAAAUUGAAUUAGAUGCGAAAGAUUAUGAAAAAUUACCUACUUGUUGGUAUUUAAUUGAAAAAUGGUUAAAAAUUAUAGAAAAUGAAUAUUUACCAGGAUAUGUGCAAGCUAAAAUUGAUCCAAAAACUAUAUUUUUUAUGAAUUUUCAAGAUUAUAAAUCAUUAAUUUUUAAAUAUAAAGAUUGGUUGUUCGACAAAUAUGAUGAAUUGGAAUUUAGUUUAAAUUAUAAGUUUUGCCAUAAUGAUACUCAAUAUGGGAAUUUAUUAUUACAUGAAUCUUUUAAACCAGAAGAUAUAAUAGUUAAUCAAGGUGAUUCUGACGAAGUUAACAUUAAAUCAACAUCAAAUAAAAAAGAUUCAAAUUUAGUAGUUAUUGAUUUUGAAUAUUCAGGACCAAAUUUCCCUGCAUUUGAUAUUGUAAAUCAUUUUAGCGAAUGGAUGGCUGAUUAUCAUGAUCCAAUAAAAUCAUAUUAUAUAAAUGAAGAAAAAUAUCCAACAAAAUUACAACAAUUAAAUUUGAUAAAGUCGUAUAUUGAAUAUGAUUUUCAAUAUCCAUCAUCAAAUUUAAAAACUAAUAAAAAACCACAAGAAAUAUUAAAUGAUACUUCUUCUGCAUCAAGAUUAAUUCAACUGGAGAUUGAAAAAUUAUAUAAUGAAUGUAUUUAUUGGAGACCUUCAGUUCAAAUAUUUUGGAGUUUAUGGGGAUUAAUUCAAAAUGGCCCAAUUAAAUCAACCACCGAAAUUGAAAAUGGUACUAUGGAACAAGGAAUUGAUAGUACUUAUAAUAUUACAACUGCAUUAGAUUCAAUUCAUUUAGAAGAUAUUAAAGAUUUACCAGUUAUUGAAGAUGGUGAAGCUAUAACUUCAAGUGAUGAUGAUUUCGAUUAUAUAAAAUAUUCAAAUCAAAAAAUUGCAUUAAUACUAGGAGAUUUAAUACAAUUUAGACUAUUUGAUAAAGAGUACAUUAAUGUAUUAGACCGGGAUCUUAUUAAAUAUUUAAACACUGAUUUAUUUGAAAUAUAG